This is a messenger RNA of Encephalitozoon hellem ATCC 50504, 1179 nucleotides long. RefSeq lists its product as uncharacterized. Lineage: Eukaryota; Fungi; Microsporidia; Unikaryonidae. The transcript has a single exon. Gene Ontology annotation, biological process: monoatomic cation transport. Gene Ontology annotation, molecular function: monoatomic cation transmembrane transporter activity. The coding region runs from base 1 to 1179 and encodes 392 amino acids. The record is from RefSeq and is a predicted model, not a curated record.
AUGUUUAAAGACUUGGUCAAUCUGUCUUCAUGCAACACUUCCUUGUUGCUGCAGUCCGUCCCAGGGCUGCUCAUAUCCUUGGUAGGGCUGAUAAUGACGGGAUCAGCACUCAUAGAUGCUACCAACGAUGCUAGUUUGGAAGAUGUCCCAAUCAUUCUUGAAACAAACUGCAUUCUGGCAUUCAAAGGAAACACAGAGGUCAUAUUUGCAAUGUAUCUCUCAUCAAUGAGCCAGUCUCCUCUCUUUAUGUACAAAAAGUACUUCGGAUAUGUCUUUGUUAACUCCAAUUUAGUCUUGGCGCAAUCUGCCAUAAUAGGACUUACCAUAGGGCUAAUAGGCAUAAUAGGGGUCACUUUGUCAGGAGAGCUGCACACAGAAUUGGUAAUGUCCAUGGUUACAGGUUCACUUGUUUCGUGCAUACUCACCACCGCUAUGUUCAUAGUGCUUCUCGUAAUAUCCAUAGAGAUAUCCAAGGUGAUGGGCAUCAAUCCAGACAAUAUCAUCCUCCCAACCAUAUCGUCCUUUGGCGAUUACAUGAAUGUAAAGUCACUGAUGUACUUCACAAAGAGGUUUAGGGGUAUUUCGAUUCCGUUGUCCCUUACAUACAUAUUCUUGUCUGUUUCCAUUGUGCCUUUGUGCCUCUGCUUUGCACUGUCCGGCAAAAAGCGGAUCCCCAUCCAGCCUAUAGAGGUUCUCGUCAUGACAUAUGUGAUCAGCACAGCCAUCGGAUAUGUCCUUGAGAAUUUUUCUGUCAGGUUUCCAAUUCUUGCUCCAUCGUUUCCUGUGUUUAGUGGGAUGUCUGUGUCAAUAGCACUAAUUCAUCUCCACAAGAUAUUUACAUCGAUCAACAAUCAAACAAUCCAUAAUAGUACAGAGUCCUACAUAACACUGACACUAGUUUCUUUGUUAAUGUCGCUAAUAUAUCUUGUAGUGGCAAUGCUAAUGGGGCUCCAAUACUCCACAGAGUUCUGUAUAUUAUUCACAAUAUCCUUUGUCCUCCAUGUUACAAUUUUACUGAAAGGCAUUUCGAUUCUUAUCGAGUAUCUGGACAAAAAAGAAGAGGAUACCAGCGUUAUGGCUCUCCCGUUUAUCACUUCGGUCUCAGAUGUUCUUUCUGCUGGUUUUCUUCUAGCAGUAGUUAUUGUUCUAGACACAUUUGGUGUAAAACAUAAUUUUUAA